Molecule: messenger RNA, 690 nt
Organism: Metarhizium brunneum ARSEF 3297
Lineage: Eukaryota; Fungi; Ascomycota; Sordariomycetes; Hypocreales; Clavicipitaceae
Product: mitochondrial 37S ribosomal protein bS21m
Biological process (GO): translation; mitochondrial translational initiation
Cellular component (GO): ribosome; mitochondrial small ribosomal subunit
Molecular function (GO): structural constituent of ribosome
Source: RefSeq, a predicted model, not a curated record
AUGCUGUCCCGAAUGGCCGUGACCUCACCGGUCACCGUCCUGGCCACACGAGCAUUUUCCACAGCCCUCCCUCUACGAAUCGCCUCCUCAAAACCAACCUACAACGCAUCCUCUCCCAAUCCAAGGGGCCCCGUGCGAUCCAACCCCCUCGUGGGCAAUUACGCUCCCGCCGAACCCACCAAACCUCGGGACAAACCAACCCAUUCCACGUCGUCUUCACCCAACGCCUCCGUGCCUCCUCCUCCGCCUCCUCCCGCCUCCGCCGCUCCCGCCAUCCCCGAGCCUCAAGAGAACCCAGCGCACGCCUACGACGCGGUGAGCCGCACCAACAUCACCAUUGACCUGGCCAACAUCAUCUCCGAAAAGGCCUCCUCGUACGCCUACAAACGCAGCGCCUCCAACCCCAUGGACAUGCCAAAAGUGCGCACCAAGGCCGUCUCUGGCCGCACCGUCUUCAUACAGGACCGCCUGUCCCCCACCUCUGCCCCGACGCCCAUGGUAGCCCUGCGCGUGCUCGAGAAGAUGUGCCGCGACCAAAAGAUCAAGAACAAAUUCCAUUCACAAAAGUUCCACGAGCGCAAGGGCCUCAAGAAGAAGCGGUUAAGGAGCCAGCGGUGGAGGUCCCGGUUCAAGACGGGAUUCAAGGCCGCUGUGAAUAGGGUCAUGGAGUUGAAGAAGCAAGGCUGGUGA